This is a messenger RNA of Ochotona curzoniae (black-lipped pika), 1831 nucleotides long. RefSeq names its product glycerol kinase-like. The record is from RefSeq and is a predicted model, not a curated record. NCBI's taxonomy places the organism in Eukaryota, Metazoa, Chordata, Mammalia, Lagomorpha, Ochotonidae. Gene Ontology annotation, molecular function: glycerol kinase activity. The transcript has a single exon. Bases 1 to 1662 code for a protein of 553 amino acids. Gene Ontology annotation, cellular component: mitochondrion. Gene Ontology annotation, biological process: glycerol metabolic process; glycerol-3-phosphate biosynthetic process; triglyceride metabolic process.
AUGGCAGCCACCAAGAAAAGAGUUUUGGGGCCACUGGUGGGGGCAGUAGACCAGGGUACCAGCUCGACACGUUUUCUGGUUUUUAAUUCAAAAACGGCAGAACUACUAAGUCAUCACCAGGUAGAAAUCAAGCAAGAAUUUCCAAGAGAAGGAUGGGUGGAACAAGACCCCAAAGAAAUUCUACAGUCCGUGUACGAGUGUAUAGAGAAAACGUGUGAGAAGCUCGGCCAGCUCAACAUCGAUGUUUCUAGCAUAAAGGCUAUCGGUGUCAGCAACCAGAGGGAAACCACUGUGGUCUGGGACAAGGUCACUGGAGAACCACUCUACAACGCCGUGGUAUGGCUUGAUCUAAGAACCCAGUCCAUUGUUGAGAACCUUAGUAAAAGUGCUCCUGGAAAUAAUAAGUUCGUUAAGUCCAAGACAGGCCUUCCGUUGAGUACUUACUUCAGCGCGGUGAAGCUAAGAUGGCUUCUGGACAAUGUGAGGAAGGUUCAGGAGGCUGUUGAAGAAAAAAGAGCUCUUUUUGGCACCAUUGAUUCGUGGCUUAUCUGGAGCCUGACGGGGGGCAUCCACGGAGGUGUCCACUGCACAGAUGUCACAAACGCCAGCAGGACGAUGCUUUUCAACAUCCAUUCUUUGCAGUGGGAUGACGAGCUCUGUGAAUUCUUCGAAAUUCCGAUGCAGAUUCUCCCAGCAAUCCGGAGUUCUUCCGAGAUCUAUGGCCUCAUGAAAGCUGGAACCUUAGAGGGUGUGCCAAUAUCUGGUUGUUUGGGUGACCAGUCUGCUGCUUUGGUGGGGCAAACAUGCUUCCAGGAUGGUGAGGCUAAAAACACUUAUGGGACAGGAUGUUUCUUACUAUGUAACACAGGUCCCAAGUGUGUAUUUUCUGAACAUGGCCUUCUGACGACAGUCGCUUACAAGCUUGGCCGAGACAAGCCAGUGUGUUAUGCACUAGAAGGAUCUGUAGCAAUAGCUGGUGCUCUCAUUCGAUGGCUAAGAGACAAUCUUGGAAUAAUUAAGCAAGUAGAAGAAAUUGAACAACUCGCUAAGGAAGUAGGCACUUCUCAUGGCUGCUAUUUUAUCCCAGCAUUUUCAGGGUUAUAUGCACCUUAUUGGGAGCCUAGUGCAAGAGGGAUAAUCUGUGGACUCACUCAGCUCACGGACAAACGUCAUAUUGCUUUUGCUGCAUUAGAAGCUGUUUGUUUCCAAACCAGAGAGAUUUUGGAUGCUAUGAACCGCGACUGUGGAAUUCCUCUGAGUCACUUACAGGUGGAUGGAGGCAUGACCAACAACAAAAUUCUGAUGCAGCUCCAAGCAGACAUCCUGUCCAUUCCGGUAAUCAAACCCUCCCUGGCUGAAACAACUGCACUGGGAGCUGCCAUGGCUGCGGGGGCUGCUGAGGGCGUUGGGGUUUGGAGUCUUCCACCUAAAGAUGUAUCUGUCGUUAUGACAGAGAGGUUUGAACCACAGGUCAACGCGGCGGACAGUGAAAGUCGUUAUACCAUGUGGAAGAAGGCGGUGAUGAAAUCUAAGGAUUGGGCUACAACAGAUUCUCCAGAAAGCGGUGACUCCAGUAUUUUUGCUAGUUUGUCCUUGAGUUUUUUCAUAGUGAGUAGUAUGGUCAUGUUAAUUGGAGCAAGGUACAUUACAGGUAUUCCGUAAGUAAAGGAACUCGGGAAUUCCCAAGAUUCAAGUGUUGUAUGUAGUGAUCUGUAAUCCGGUGCUUCUGGUUCAUAUGAUCGCACCAUGAAUAGACCUGGAUUUCAUUUAUAAGCUACUUGCUGUAUGAACUUUAAAGCAGAACAGUGAUUUGAAAUAAAAAUGAACCAGA